AUGUCACAUGGAGAUCGGAAGGCCUGAAACCAAGGGGUGCAGGUUAAAUGGCAUUACCUUUUUGAUAGUGCCAUUUCACCGAAAAAUUUUUGGUUAGAAAAUUAUUAAUAGUGCGACAUUUGACUGAAAAAAAAAAAACCAUUAAUUUUUCAGCCAAAUGUCGCACUAUAAAAAUUUCGACCAAAUGCAUUUCUAAUGGAGCCGAAACCAAGAUGUAACCCUUAUUUAGGAAGAUGAUGCCAUCAAAGCUCUUGUCGAAGAAUUCGGAGUCAAGCAUUGGACACUCAUUGCACAACUGCUUGUAGAUAGAUAUGGGAUUAAAGGCAGGUACAUUUUAUGCAGAACUGGCAAGCAGUGCAGAGAACGUUGGCACAAUCACUUGGAUCCACAAAUAAAAAAAGACACAUGGACUAAAGAAGAAGAAGACACAAUCUUUGAAUAUCAGAAAACUUAUGGAAACAGAUGGUCAGAAAUAGCAAAAUUUCUUCCAGGCCGAUCUGAUAAUGCAAUAAAGAACCAUUUCUAUAGUACGAUUCGCAAGAACUUAAGGAGAUACAAUAGAAAACGCCGCCCUGAAGAGAAAAUCUCUGGGCCUAUAAAGCAAAUUCUUCAAGAUCAAGACUUGAUGGAAAUCUUGAUGGCAUACCCAGAAAAAGUUUCUAAUAAAAACAAGACACUCUCAAGUGAGCCUAACUCCCCCCCCCUCCGUGAGUGAACAAAACCAUUAGAAAAAUCCCUAUUUUUUGCCCAAAAACCCACCCUCCGUGAGUGAACAAAAAUUUUUUUAAUAGAAAAAUUUUUUAUGGAAAAAUAUUUUGAUAUAUAAAUGAUAAUUAGUAUAAUGAAAUCUAGAGCUAAUUCUGUUUAAUUUUAAACGAAUUGCUUUUUAAAACAUAAAUUUUAUAAAUUAAAUUAAUUUUUGCUUUCCAAUUUUUGCGAAUUAGGAUUUUUUUAAAUUUCGAAAAAAAAAUAUUUUUUAUAAAAUUUAUAUAUAAAUAUAUUUAAAAAAAAAAAAAUUAACCCCCCCUCCGUGAGUGAACAAAAUUUUUUUGUUCACUCACGGAGGGGGGGGAGUAAGCAACUGUAAGUCAUAAUUAGGAGAAGGUCAAGCCGAAUUAUUGAUAGGAAAGACACAAAACCACAAAUUAGCAUAGAAACUGAUAUAAACGAUAACGAGGUCCCAUCCAUUUUAUGUUCACUUUAUGAUACACCUAAGGAAAAUGCUCACAAGAAGUUAUUCUAUAUAAUAAUGUAUAAUUUAUAAGGGAAAAUUAUAGGGAAAUAAUUAUAUUUUAAGGUAUAGUUACACCAUCGAUGAAUGGGGCUAGCUUCGAAAGCUCUAGGACUACUCCUAGCAGCAUGAUAACUCCGUCAAAGCUUAUUAGGUUUCCUGAUCAGGGCUGUUUUUUCAAUUUUCAAGAGAAGAAUCAAGAAGAAAACCAACCAGACACAAAUGAAGACCCACCGGUUAGAUCAGAUUCUUCGCAAACAGUCACCCUGGAGCCAGCCAAAACUAAAGUUAUCCCACAAUUUUCGAUCCCAAAACCUGAAUAUUUACCUUACACAGCAGAAGAGCAUCAAUAA
Blepharisma stoltei is the source of this 1584-nucleotide messenger RNA. NCBI's taxonomy places the organism in Eukaryota, Ciliophora, Heterotrichea, Heterotrichida, Blepharismidae. The record is from the annotation of a GenBank genome assembly.